AGCGGAGCCGCGGGGCGCGGAUCGGGGACGACGAAAGAGGUAGAAGAAGAAGAGGAGAAGGAGGAAGAAGAGGAGAGCGCGGCGCGGGGCACAGCUGUGCGCUCCCCGUGUCCUCAGGAUGAAGAUGGUCAGUGUCCUGCUGGUUACACUUUGGCUGUCCAUGGUCACCCUCGGCAGAGGCUCGGAACGCUGCGAUGACUGGGGUGUGGAUACCAUGAAGCAGAUCCAGAUUUAUGAUGGGGAACCUGCCAGGAUCAAAUGCCCACUUUUUGAGACCUUCUUGAAGUACAACUAUAGCACAGCCCAUUCUGCUGGCUUAACCCUGAUCUGGUACAGGAUCGCGCAGGACCGGGAUCUGGAGGAACCCAUUAAUUAUCGUCUCCCAGACAAUCACAUCAGUAAGGAUAAAGACACCCUGUGGUUCUGGCCUGCUCUCCUCAAUGACACUGGGAAUUAUACCUGCAUGCUCAGAAAUACAACCUACUGCAGCAAAGUUGCGUUUCCCUUGGAGGUUGUUCCAAAAGACCAGCAUUCUUGUGUGAGCAGUUCAAUAAAACCCACUGAAGAGAUGUUCUACUUGGAGCACACCAAUCAGAAGAUCAUAUGUCCAGAUAUUGAUGGUUUUUACCCUGCCAGUGUAACACCAACUGUCAAGUGGUACUUGAACUGCAACUCGGUGGAUGGCUUCAAUGAGCGAUAUCCCCAGGGGCCCAGGCUUGUCAUCGUCAUUGUCCGCAGUGCAUAUAAAGGGAAUUACACUUGUAUUGUGACAUUCAAGGACCAUGGAAGAACAUAUAAUCUCACCAGAACCAUAAAGAUGAAGGUGGUGGGAUCUCCAAACAAGGCCUUGCCACCACAGUUCAUCUCUCCAAAUGAGAAAGUUGUGUACGAACUGGAAGCAGGAGAUGACCUCAUCCUGCCCUGUGAGGUUUUCUUCACCUUCCUGAAGGACUCCCGGACUGAGGUAUGGUGGACCAUAGAUGGAAAAAACACAGAUGACAUCACAGACCCCAAGAUAAAAGUCACACAAAGUGAAAUUACUAGAGAUUUUGAAGACAAAACUAUCAUAAGGACUCUAACAAUUGCAAAGGCCACACCAGAGGAGUUGAAACGGAAUUAUACUUGCUAUGCCAGGAACGCCAAAGGCGAGGACCAGAGCCAGGCCGUAGUGCGCAUGAAAGUUGUAGCACCGAAGUACACCGUGGAGCUGGCCUGUGGACUGGGGGCGACUAUCCUGCUUGUGGUGGUGCUGAUUGUCAUCUAUCAUGUGUAUUGGCUUGAAAUGGUCCUCUUCUAUCGGGCUCAUUUUGGAACAGAUGAAACCAUUCUAGACGGGAAGGAGUAUGACGUGUACGUGUCCUACGCGCGCAAUGCGGAGGAGGAGGAAUUUGUGCUGCUGACACUGCGGGGAGUCUUGGAGAAUGAGUUUGGGUACAAGCUGUGUAUCUUCGACAGAGACAGCCUCCCUGGGGGAAUUGUCACAGACGAAACCCUGAGCUUCAUCCAGAAAAGCCGACGUCUGCUUGUUGUCCUGAGUCCCAACUACGUCUUGCAGGGGACACAGGCCCUGCUGGAGCUCAAGGCUGGUCUAGAGAAUAUGGCCUCCAAGGGCAACAUCAAAGUCAUUCUAGUGCAGUACAAAGCCAUCAAGAAGAGCAAAGUGAAGGAGCUGAAGCAGGCCCAGGCGGCCUUGACUGUCAUUAAAUGGAAAGGCGAGAAAUCCAAGUAUCCAAAGGGCAGGUUCUGGAAGCAGUUGCAGGUGGAAAUUCCAGUGAAAAAAAAUAGCAAGAGUUUGAGCCUUGAUGGGUUGACGCAUAUCCCUGAAAAAUGUUUGACACUGCCAGAAAACAAACCAAAACAAACCCCCAAGUUAUACCAGGGAGUGGGAAGGAGCUCAGGGUUUUUUCCAUGAAGGACCACGUCCCAAACUUUUUGGAGGAUUGUCAUGUUUUCCCUGCAGUUUUGUAUUGCUCCGACAGUAGAGGGACCAAAGAUGUAAACCCCUCCUCUCUGCAAAUGUAUGUUCUUGUUAUCAACCACACAAGCCCUGGGCUUAAGGUCUAAAUUUGGGCUAUACAGGUGUGAUGCAUCCAGCACCUUGUGAUGGUGUGGUAUUUGUAUAGGCCAGUAUUCCUAGAUCCAGUUCCAUGGGACCUUCAUUAGCAUCCAGGACAGAGCUCCUUUCCUCUCCUAAGUGCCUUCAUUCCUUUCUGUUCCUUGGUCCCUGUUGCAGAGGCUGAGGAAGAGUUUGAAAGGUGGCUCCAGGGUAGAGCCUUUCACACAUGUCCCAGCUCUAUAGUCUGAAUCACUGUGGGAUCACAGACUUCUGCUUCAGUGUGGGGAGCAUAGACUCUUGAGGCUUCUCAUCUUUGCUCCCCAUAUUUCUGUUGAAGGUGCAUUCAGAUAGUUUGCCAAUGGGAAAUGGCUUUCAUAAAAGCAUUAAACCCCUCCUCUCACAACACUGCUAGGUGAUAUUUGUAUUGUAGCACUUUUAGUAAUGAGCGAUCAGUCUCUGGAACUCUGAGGUCUCAUGAGUACCCCAGAUCCCUCAGAGCUGUAAUGCUUGUAAUACAGGGGAAGUCUCUUAUUUGUACAGACCAUGGAGCAUAUCUGAGAGAUGUUUCUUGUAGCGUAAACUCAGGGACUUCACAAGCACUACAAGGAACCCCAGUGUACUACUGAACCUGCCUACUGCCUCUGCCAAUGGCUGGGGGACAGCAUCAUGCAAGGUACUGCCAAGGCCUCUGGGAUGACACUGGAUAUAUGUCUGACUCACCAGGAGGCCCUACAAACUUUUUGAACUUAUAAAAGCUACUAGCUCUGUCCAGCUGGGUAAGACUAUGAGGACAGACUUAGAGAGCUGGGGUUGUUCAGCCUGGAGAAGAGAGGGCUUCAGGGAGACCUUCUUGUGGCCUUUCAGUACUUAAAGGGGGCUUGUAAGAAAAAUAGGGUGCAACAGGACAAGGAGUAAUGGUUUUAAACUAAAAGAGUGUAGAUUCAGACCAUAUUUAAGGAAGACAUUUUUUACAAUGAGGGUGGUAAAAUGCUGGCACAGGUUGCCCAGAGAGGUGCUGGAUGCCCCGUUCCUGGAAACAGUCACGGUCAGGCUGGACAGGGCUAUGAGCAACCUGAUCGAGUUGAAGAUGUCCCUGCUUAUUGCAGGGGCGUUGGACUAGAUGGCCUUUAAAGGUCCUUUCCAACCCAGACUAUUCUUAUGAUUCUGUGAAGAAUCUGUCUUCUCUGCCUGCAUGUGAACACCAUCACUGUUCCUAAUUCAGAGCUCAGGUUUAAACCAGCCUUGGCUUUACAAAGCAAGUCUCCCUAUUUUGCUUCCAGCCCAGAGUUGCAGAUCACAGGGUGUAUCUCAGGUUCUGUAACCUUUGCACGAAAUGGAAAUGAAAAAAAUCACUGUGUACCAGUCCUUGCUUCAGUGUGAGGCAGCAGGAGAGGACCUGGUGAGCUAACCCCCAUCACACAGGCUUUUAAGACAGAAGAGGGGAGUGUCCCUUCCCUUGUAGGACAAACCAAAGCACAGUGGGACCCUGGCAUUGACUGGUGCUAUGGCUCACAGUGUUUUCAAAUAAAACUGCAAACUGGGGGUGUCACUGUACUCCUGUAGCUUCCAGUGCAAGGACCUGCCCACUUCCAGUAUUAUACACACAAAGAGCAUGCUUAUUUUUUAUUGAUAAUGGUUGAUGCUGAGUCACCUUUGACUCAUGUGUUCACUCUGGUGUUCAGUGGGUGAAGCAUAUGCAUUCAUAAUGGCAUUAAAAAGCACUACAGUUUGGAGCCUAUGCAUUACUCAUCCAGCUGAAGAGGUUUAAGGGCAUCCCAAUAAAAAGCCCAGCCUUAAAGGUGUGGGACAGAAUCCUGGCAUCAGGGAAACCCCUUGCCCUUAGCAUUUUAUGAUUAAUAAUGUUAUUCCAGGGCUGUGGGGAGCUCUGCCCUUGGUCAGGUACUGUAUGCCAUGGUUUAGAAAUGUUACUUCCCAAUUUAAUGCUCCCACUGAAACCAUGUGCCAUUUACUCCUCUACCCUUCCCCUCCUCCGCCCCCUUCAGCAGGUUGAAGAGAAUUGGAGGGACAAAAGGUAAAGAUCACAGGCUGAAAUAAGAUAAAUUUACUGGAAACAGCACAGAGAUAAGAAAACAAACAGUAGCAGCAACAAUACUAGUGACAGAGGGUACAAGAAAUGAAUGAUUCACACAGAACCCCCCGACAAUAGAAAAUACCCGACCGUUCCCUCCCACCAACCUGGAAGGGAUCCAUUCUUCCUGAAAGAGACUCCCUUCCCCUGGCAGUUGUGUGAGGUGAUAUAGAAUAAGCUCCACAUCCUGGGCAUGCCCCUUCUUGGCUACUGCAGAAAUUAACCCUGUUCUGGCUGGAACCAGGAUGCUACAAAUGUGAAACAAAUAGAGCUUCUUUAGAGCUUCUCCUCUUCAUCCUCCCCACCCCAAGUAAGUUUUCCUUUAAGCAGAUAAAAUUGCAGUCAGUUUCACUGGAGGCAGUGGAGUUUCUCAUCUGCUCAUAGGUGCUUAAGAGCUUUAUUGUGAGCUUUUCUACUGUAGUUUUCUGAGGAGGGACAUUUAUAAGAGAUAAUACCCAAAACCAUGCUCAGCUUUGUGAACCCAUUGCAACCCUGUCAUUUUGUCUAGCUUCACCUUUUUGUUUGUGUUUUAAGCAUCUCUGUAACCAGCUGCCAGAUCUGCAGGCAGAGGGAAGGCCCUGAGGCCAAAGCAGAACUGUGUUAGAUUCGUAGAUGAUUUUUAAAAAAUUGAUUCCAAAAUAUGCAUAAAUUAAAUUGACAUACCCGACCUCACAACAUCACAUCUCACUUUAGCUGAGUUACCAAGAGAACUUCUGCUGAUGUUUCAGUAAGUCUGAUUAUUUUAGAAAGUUAAAUUCACCUCAUAUAUUUUGCUGAUUUUAUUCAAAGCAUUUUCCAAAUAAUUAACAAACCUGAACUUUCUCUGGCACCAUUGCACUGGCCUUUGGAUACAUCUCUGGAACCAGUGGCCUUUGGUGCCAUUGCAACCUGAGAACAGGAUUACUGAGAGACAUCAGCGGAGCACCCACAAGGUGAAAGAUGUGAUGGUCUGGAAGGGUUCUGAGAGGUCUAGAGGGAACAGGGUGGAAGGAAUAGCGCUGGAGCAGGCUCCACUCCCCCAGGAGCUUUACCACUGGCUUUGCUGGGAUCUGUCAGGCCAGGGUUAAAGCCCAGUCUUAGCUGUAAUGCAGAUCUGCAAGCACCUCAGAUCCACCUGCCAUUUUAUUCUAAGCCCCUUGUGGUUUUCCAUUGUGGGAUUCUGUCACAGCAUGUGUCUGAAUCAGUUGAUUCAUUUGAGUUUCUGUGCUCUAACCUAAUAUUUAUGCAAUAUGCACCUCAUGCAAAGUUCCUCAUUGUUAUUUCAUGGGGAAACAGCGUGGUACAAAUUGGAAAAAAAUAUCUUCCCUCCCUGUGCUGUUUGAUGUUGUACAGCUGUUCCAGAGUUGUUUUCCCUUCUCUUUUCUGCAUGUUUUUGCCUUUGUGUGAUUUGGUCUGUGAAGUGUCAGUAUUAUUUUAUUUUGCUUUUCAAUAAAACAUUUUCACUUUUG
This is a messenger RNA of Myiozetetes cayanensis, 5593 nucleotides long. RefSeq names its product interleukin 1 receptor accessory protein (gene IL1RAP). The transcript has 11 exons. The coding region runs from base 119 to 1912 and encodes 597 amino acids. The record is from RefSeq and is a predicted model, not a curated record. NCBI's taxonomy places the organism in Eukaryota, Metazoa, Chordata, Aves, Passeriformes, Tyrannidae. Gene Ontology annotation, biological process: signal transduction. Gene Ontology annotation, molecular function: interleukin-1 receptor activity.